AUGUCAGUUGAGAACGUGCCAGCACCAGUAGCUAUACUAGCAGAUAACAGCCCGGUAACAUCCUCCGCGCCAAUACAACCACAGCAGCAGCAGCAGCACACGCGGUCAAGCAGUCAGAUAUCAUCGCGACGCAACGGCGGAAAUAGCCGGCAACGCAGCGGCAGCAACAGCAGUGUCAAUACCGCCAAUCAAGCAAACAGCAAGCCACGGCAUUUUGGCCGCAGCAAUGCACAUCACCAGCAGCCCCGUAGUCAGUCACGAGCAUCAGCUAGAAAUGGCGCCAGUAGCAGAAACCACAGCCAGCAGCAGCAGCAGCAGCAUACAGUAGACCAGCAGAAAAAUGACAGCAACAAGGGCCGCCAGCACCGUGGCAAAAAGAGUGCAGGGACACGGCAUGAGAACCAGCAGGCAGAGGAGCACCAGCAAGACCACGGCGCAUCAGAAGAAAAAACAAGGCGCAGGCGCAACCGGAAGCGCAAGGGCGGGAAUGUCGGCGGUGGGCGGCAAUUCGACGGCAAACUGAGUGCCAAGACCGCAGCGCCGGCGGUUAUGGAGGACGAGGAUCUCGGAAGCUCGCUGACGCGGCAGCUGACGAACAGCUCAUACGAGUGCAUGAUAUUGCUGCGACAAGGUGCGGCCGCGGCACGCCAUCUGGCAAAGUGGGCCAAGUCAUGCACCGGCAGCGACGUGGGCGAUGGCAGCACUCGCUGGCGUUGCCCCGGCUGCCAGUACGCGCGGGCAGCAGCGCCGUCACACUACGUGUGUUUCUGCGGGGCCACCCGCGAUCCCGAGCCGGUCCGCGGCUGUGUUCCCCACUCGUGUGGGCGGCUAUGUGGCAAGAGCCGCGGCAAGCGAUGCCCGCACCGGUGCCCGCUGCCAUGCCACCCGGGGCCCUGCCCGCCAUGCACAGAGAUGGCGCCUGAGCAGUCGUGCUAUUGCGGGCGGCUGGUGUACCAGCCAAAAUGCGGCAGCAGCUACGACCCUGAGCUGAAUGUCAAAUCGUGUGGGAACAUCUGCGAUGAGAUGCUGGGCUGCGGCAAGCACAGAUGCGACAAGCCAUGCCACCCGGGGCUGUGUCCGCCAUGCCCGCGUGAUGAGCAGCAGAUGUGCUACUGCGGCAGCCACACGCGGACUGCCAAGUGCGGGGCAGGCCGGGUGCAGACCACAUUUGUCAGCGGCAUGGACGGACCGCAGACGGGAUUCUACAGCUGCGGCAAUUCCACAAGUGCGGACGGGCAUGCCAUGCGCUCCCCGACCCCAGCAGCGGCCAUGCCCACGGCGGACUGCCCGCUAGACCCGACGGUUGUCAGCACAUGCCACUGCGGGGCGACGCUGGCCAGCGAUCUGGGGCAGGCGCGGCUGACCUACCCGGAUGCGCCCACACGUGCAAUGAAAUCUGCCACGCUGGCCCAUGCCCACCCUGCACCGCAAAGGUCAAGGACGCCGUGCCGUCUGCGGGCGCGGCCCGGCAGCGGCCAGCAGCCAACAUGCCAGCGCGUGUGUUCGCGCAUGCGCGUGUGCGGGCGGCACCGGUGCAACGCCAAGUGCUGCGGCAGCGAUCACGUGGACAUCGACGGAGCGGUGAUUCCAUCCGAGGCCCUGGCACCGGGCACCACCGAUGCGCACCACGGCACCAGUGCUCGCAGCCUUGCCAUCGCGGGCCAUGCCCACCCUGCCUGGAGGCGAGCUUUCGACGAGCUGGCGUGUGCGUGCGGGCGGACGCGGCUGUAUCCGCCGAUUGCAUGCGGGACGACGCUGCCGGUAUGCCACCACCCAUGCACUCGCGUGCGGGCGUGUGGGCACAUCAGCAUGAUGUCUCACGAAUGUCAUCCCGACGACAUGAAGAACAUCCCAUGCCACCGCAGUGCUAUGGCCUCAUGCGGCACCAUCUGCAACAAGCUCCUGCCGUGUGGUGGCCACCGCUGCCAGCGCAGCUGCCACCGCCCCGACGAGCCAUGUCUGCGCGGCGGGCAGACUUGCCGCCAGGCGUGCGGAAAGCCGCGCAAGACUUGCGGGCAUCCACGCCCUGUCACUGUUGUGUGCGAGUGCGGCCGUAAGUCGCUGCGUGAGCUGUGUGGGUCGACUGCCGCCAACGGCCGCUCCGCCAUGCGUCGCAUCCCCUGCGACGAUGUGUGCAAAAUCGCCAUGCGCAACCGCCGCCUGGCGCUGGCGCUGGAUCUGCCCGACAAGGCCCAGGCUCCACUGGCCGGUCUGUUUGCCCGCUCCAACCUGACCUGGGUCCGCGAGAUCGAGGCCCAGGUCGGCGAAUUUGUCGGCGGCAGUCGUCGCCCUGUGCUGCGGUUUGCGCCUAUGAAGCGCAGCUACCGUGCCUUUCUGCACGCCCUGGCCGCCUUCUACGGGUGCUCCAGUCGCUCCAUGGACCGCGAGCCCGUGCGGUCAGUGUGCUGGGAACGCACCCAGCAGGCCACCAUCCCGAGCAUAGUCCUGUCCAAUGCCAUCCGCUACAUCACUCCGCCGCAGAUCGUCUGCAGCGAGCGCGUCAAUGCUGCCGACAACGACGACGAGUUCGAUGACUCGGCCUCGCACGUAUUCGAUGGCGUGGCUGCAUCUUCCAAUCCGGCCGCUGACCGCCUGCGCAAAAAGUUCGACUACCUGGUGCUCUCGGAUCUGAAACACGGUCUGACGCAGGAGGAGCUGCAGGGCGAGAUUGCUCGGCUGAUGCCCUAUGCGUCGUUUUCGCUGCGCUGGAAGGACCCGGAUGUCGUCGAGAUGUACUGCACCGACACCGAAAUGCGUGCCGAGCACCUUGUCAAGUGGGAGGGCCUGCUCAAACACAAACUGCCUUUCAUGGGCCUGGUUGGGUCUGUUGUCGGCGAGCGCUCUGUGCUGCAGCAGCCUGCUCCCUCCCAGCAGCCUGCAUCGAAACCUCCACACAGCCGGAAGGAGGCUGCUGUUCCAGAGGACUGGGAGUCGCUCAACAUCCCCAGCGACUCGGAGGAUGUCCCCGACGACCUCUAA
Molecule: messenger RNA, 2979 nt
Organism: Linderina pennispora
Lineage: Eukaryota; Fungi; Kickxellomycota; Kickxellomycetes; Kickxellales; Kickxellaceae
Exons: 11
Coding region: 1-2979 (992 amino acids)
Biological process (GO): negative regulation of transcription by RNA polymerase II
Cellular component (GO): nucleus
Molecular function (GO): DNA-binding transcription factor activity, RNA polymerase II-specific; RNA polymerase II transcription regulatory region sequence-specific DNA binding; zinc ion binding
Source: RefSeq, a predicted model, not a curated record